This is a messenger RNA of Punica granatum (pomegranate), 2349 nucleotides long. The record is from RefSeq and is a predicted model, not a curated record. Lineage: Eukaryota; Viridiplantae; Streptophyta; Magnoliopsida; Myrtales; Lythraceae.
AACGUAUAAAUAGAGGCCGUAAUAAUCGGAGUAAAUGGAUCCGCUGUUUCUGCAGAGUGAGAGGAGAGAGAGAAGAAGAGGUGGAGGUCUGUGAUUUGAUCAAACUCAGGCAUUUGUUUCGGUUUCUCUUCUUCUGCAAUUGUGGUGCUAGGAGGUCAGGGUUCACCUCGGGCCACCGUUCGUCCAUUCUGUUGCUCGGAGCUGGCGGUGCUUCGGAGGAUCAGUUCUGUUCUCAGGCAGAUAACUGAUCAUGUUCGGUUCUGAAAGCGGUGAUGAUGGUUCUGCACUUGCGGAGCCUCCUGAUCCAGAUGUUGUUGAGAUUGAUCCAACUGGGCGAUAUACUCGGUACAAAGAAGUGCUCGGCAAAGGUGCUUUCAAGAUAGUCUACAAGGCAUUUGACGAAGUAAACGGGAUUGAGGUGGCUUGGAGCCAACUUUCGAUUGAUGAGGUGCUCCAUUCCAGGGAUGAUUUAGAAAGGCUGAAGGCUGAAGUUUUUCUCCUGAGGUCAUUGAGGCAUAGCAAUAUUAUAAGGUUUUAUAACUCUUGGAUUGAUGAGAACAAUAAGACAGUUAAUAUCAUUACGGAGUUGUUCACUUCGGGUAGCCUCAGACAGUACAGGAAGAAACACAAGAAAGUUGACACUAAGGCUGUGAAGGGAUGGGCGAGGCAGAUAUUGAUGGGAUUGAGCUAUCUUCAUGGCCAAGACCCUCCAAUCAUACACAGGGACUUGAAGUGCGAUAACAUAUUUGUUAAUGGUCACCUAGGAGAAGUUAAAAUUGGAGAUCUUGGAUUGGCCACUGUAAUGGAGCAGGCAAGCGCCAAAAGUGUAAUAGGCACACCUGAGUUCAUGGCACCUGAAUUGUACGAAGAGGAUUAUAACCACUUAGCUGAUAUAUAUUCCUUUGGAAUGUGCAUGCUCGAGAUGGUUACUUUCGAAUAUCCUUAUAGCGAAUGUAGAAAUUCAGCUCAGAUAUUUAAGAAGGUCUCAUCUGGCAUAAAGCCAGCUGCUCUCUCCAAGGUGAAAGAUCCUGAUGUUAAAGAAUUUAUUGAGAAGUGUUUGCUCCCCGUAUCGGAAAGACUGUCGGCAGACGAGCUUUUGAUGGAUCCAUUUCUUCAAAUUAUUGGAUCGGCAAAAAACCGUCCUCUCCCACUUCCUGAUAUCAUCCUGCCCAAAACUGGAGCUUUUGGAGAUCGCUGUCUAAUGUCAGAAGGACCGGCUACUGUGCAGAAUGAAAUACUUCAAUUAGAUGCCCUUGAUGAUUUGCCUAUAGUUAAAUUAUACCAGAAUUCAACCGACGAUGGAACCCCUUCUCUCUGUGUGGAGGUUGCGAAGAGGGCAAGGGACGCGACCUUUCUGUUAAAUGGAGAGGAAAAUGACGAGAACUCUGUGUCCUUGACCCUCCGGCUAGCUGAAAACGGACGUGCGAGGACCGUUAAUUUUCUAUUCUAUCUCGACAGCGAUACAGCUCAUUCGGUUUCUGCUGAAAUGGUGGUGCAGCUCGAGCUAGGGCCUCAACAAGUAAAUUGCAUGGCAGAAUUGAUCGAUUUGCUGCUGAUGAACUUGUUGAAGAAUUGGCAAGUUUCUCACCCUUCCGGCCAUUUGGUGAGUGCUACUUAUCACAAAGAGCCGCGGUCGCUGAAUCACAACCAUAGCUCUGCCAAAUUUCUUGAAGGCGCUUGCGAGCCUGUCGAGUCAGAAGUCAAGUCCCUUGCACUGGCCCUCCAGAGCUCGGCCACCCUGGACGACGAGGGCUCAGACAUGUCUUACAUGUCUGCUACUUCUAACGACUGGAAUGACGCUACAAGCUCGAUCGACUCGAGGCAUGAUAUGGACGUUUGUUCCGACUAUGAUCAGAGUAAGGUAUCUGAUCUGGGAAGGAACAGUGCUGGAAAUCCAGCCCCCCUUCCAGUAGAUGAAUCUCCACUGUUCACCCUGGGGAAUGAUGCGCAGCUGAAGAUGGAGCUCGAGAUGAUCGAGCGGGAAUACCAGGAAACCAAGAGGCGGAUCUCAAGGAGGAGAGAGGAGGCAAUCCUGCGGGCAAGGAGGAGGCUGUCCCUUCAGAACACGGAGCAAUUUCACUGACCAUAUAAAAAUCUGUGUGGUACAAUUUGCUUCAUUCUUUUCUUCUUUCUAUUUAUUUUAUUUUAUUUCCCUUCUUGUUUCCUUCGUGGGGGCAGUUCUUUGUCAAAAUCCGUCGCAAUUGUACAAAGUUUUGUCAUUCUUCUGCAGGAGAAUUUCUGUAAAUCUCUGUGCUUCCUCCUCUUUAGUACUGUCCUUGGUUGUGAUCAACUUGUAAUUAUGUCGGGUUUCAUAUGUCGAUAGUCAUGUUUGAGGUAAAUUCCCGAACA